AUGUCGUCCAGAUUCCCCCCAUCGUCCGGGUUUAAUUCCCGCGACCGUUCCCCCCGCUUCGGGGACCGUCGUACGGCUGCCGGUCCCCGUGGCCCUGACGACGGCAACGUUCCAUUCGGCAGGGAGCCCCCAAGUGCCCCGCGCGCUCUACGUGGCCUGGUUGAUUCCCCUCGAGGCCAUUUUGGUGGACGAGGUCGUGGAUAUGGCCGAGGCGAAUUCCGAGAUCGAGAUCGAGACCACAGGGACCGCGAUCGCGAAUUUCGAGAUUCUCGCGAUGCGCCGCCAUUCCGUCGUGACAUGGACCGUGAUUGGGGUCGCCGCGAUCGCGACUUUGAUCCCCGAGACAACCGCAUGGGCUUCGGACGUGGCCGUUCCAGAUCCCCAACACGCGACUUUCGUGACGUGAGAGAACCCCCCAGCCGCGAUUUCGACGUGGUUCGCAUGCGCCGCAACUCCAGAGACAGCAUCUUGUCCGCAUCUUCUGGUGGCCCUGAUGGCCCACCAUCUAAUGGGGGUCAUCCCCGAGGUGGCUCUAUGCGUGGCCGAGGAAGAGGAGACUGGGAAGGUGGUCGCGGACGGGGUCGCCCAUCUUUCUUCGAUGACCGUGAGCAAUUCCGCCGACGAAGUCGAUCUCGUGAUACAUGGCGAGACCGCGGCAGAGACCGUAUGAUGGAUCGGGACCGUGAUCGUGAUAGAGACAUGAACAUGGACCGAGAUCGCCCUCCUCUAGACCGCCCACCUAUGGACCGACCUCUCCUUGAUAGACCUCUCGAUCGACCCCCUCUCGACCGUCCCCCACUUGAUCGUCCGCCUAUGGACCGUCAGUCUAUCGAUCGUCAGCCUAUGGAUCGUCCCCCUAUGGAUCGUCCCCCCAUGGAUCGCCCCAUUUUGGACCACCCUAUGUUGGACCGCGCCCUCUCAGACCGCAUUCCUCUGGACCGCGAUCGUGGAUUAGACCGAGACCGUGAUAUUAUGCGAGACCGUGAACGUGAUCGUAAUAUUGAUCGACGCGAACGCUUUGAUCGGCGUGAAGAUUGGCAGAUGCGUGGACCGGACCGAGAGUAUCGGGACCGUUCUGUCGAGCCAUGGAAAAGAGAACAUCCCCCAAACCGUGCAGACAACCGUGCCGGCUCAAUUGCCCAUGGGGCGCCUUCAUCCGUAGGCGCGCCUGUUCCGGAGCGUAUGCCUGAUCAAGGUCCCCAAGAUCAGGCUCGCAAGGCUUCCAUCAUUUCUAGUGCCGGCGGACAUGAAGCUAGACGCGAGAGUGAUCGAUCUGAAAUCCCUCCCCUACGCUCUGAACCCCCUAAGGAUUUAGGACCAUCCAACCAGCACUCACCUCCCCCGUCAGCACCACAGGUCCCCGCAUUUGGCUCAAUGACUGCUCCAAUACCUUCAGUACCACCAAUGAAAGGGCCCUCCGAAGGGCGCACUUUAAGCGACGCAUCGACCCAAGCGGAGAAGUCUCAGAACGAAAAGCCUAAGGCGUUACCCCAAGCUCCCACAGGCCCCAAAGCAGGACGCAAUGACUCAACAGCACAACCUUCAGAUAUCUCAAGCCAGCUCUCCGACAGCCGCCCACCUCAGGAAGCCCAGAGGACAUUCGCGCAGACAUCGGACCGAUCCCCACCGACUGCACCAGCUGCAAUGGCGAAGCGGGAUUCAUUGAAUGGCCAAAUAGAGUCACAGGGACCACAAAAGCCGCACACCGUAUCCACAUCUCCCACUAUCUCUCGCUUGCCUCCUCCACCAAGGUCACUUUCACGCGAUCGCUCAAUUUCCCCUCGAAUGCAGGCAUCCAACAUUCCUACUGGCCCACGAGGAUAUCCACGAUCAGGCUCAUCACCGCGAGGAGGGAGCAAAGGAAACAAGCCUUGGGGUCGUUCCGGAUACAAUCGUGCACCAUCUGUAUCUACCGGGCCACCGAAGAAAGAACCCGACGAGCAAGAGUCCAUGCGUCCGCCCAUCGAAAAACCCACAGAGGAGAAUCGGCAGACAUCGUCAGGCUCGAGGGAUGAUUCUCAAAAAGAAGCCACCAUUACUGCUGAACCUAAUCAUGCCACAUCUCCAAGCUCACCGUCUAUGAAACUUACCAUCCGCAGCAGCCCGCCACCGGCACCAAUGAUUCAGUCCCCACCUAAGGACGAUGAGCAGGCGCGGAAGCUAGAGCACAGGCUAGAGAGGCCAGACCAGAAGCCGGAGCAGAAGCUGGAGCAGAAGCUGGAGCAGAAGCUGGAGCAGAAGCCAGAGAAGAAGCCCGACCCGGCACCGGGUCCAGAUGUCGAGCCGAAGCAACAGAAUCAGCUAGAGCAGAUCCCAUAUCAGGAACCGAGCAAACAACCGCAACCAGUUCCUGCGCAAGAAGAAAAUCAGCCCGUGCUACAAGAGCAGCCAAAGCUGAAACAAUCGGAACAACAGCAUGAUGAGUCGGAACCAGCAGAGAAAGGCGAAUCUGCCCUUAUCCCUGGGUUUGGACAGUCCAGUGAUGAAGAUGACGAGGAAAACGAGGUCUUCAGUCACGAAUACUUAGAAGAACGGAAGCGCAGUUUCGAAAGGGAUAUGGAGCUCCUUCGAGCCGAGAUACCCCCUUCUCCUUUGGAAGAUCCCCAUAUUGUCUCUCUCCUUUUGAGAAUACAACUACUGGGUAAGAUUGCCCAAGAAGAGACAGCGGAUCCAGCCCCAGCAGAGCCUUUGCCCUCUCUUGAAGAAAAUGCUGUGCCUGCCGUGUCCACUGUGGAGCGAGUUGUCACGUUUGCUCCAACCACAGCUGAAGGCAUAAUUGAGCCGGUAUCUCAAGCUGCCAUCCCACCCGCUGUGGUGCAUUCCGAAAUCACUGUCGAUGGGCUGCCCUUCUUAAGUGAUGGGCCCCCAACUCCACUCUCUGAUAUGGAAAUAUGCCAGGACAAUGACUCCACGAAAAUACAGCUCAAGGAGGCGUUUCUCAACGAGCUCUCCAAGCAACAAAAGGAGAUUGCGAAGAAGAAUGCUGCGCUCAGAGCAGAGUACAUGGCUCAUUACAAGCCUUGGCGGUUGCACGUCUGGGAGCUAGAUCGUCUCAAAAACAAGAAGCCUAUGACUCCUGGUCCGGCCUCUCCACCACCAUCCACAGUCCCUGUUACUCCAACUGUGAUGCCAGAAGGUCGUGAAGGUCGACGAUACAAGGGCAAUAGCGAGUUGGAUUUCCUCAAUGCUUUGAAGGCAUCCGAGAUCUCUGCACAGGAAGAGUUGGAGCGACGGAAAACAAAAAUGGUCACCGCUCGUCCUGACUUGUCCCGUGAGGCCAUCAUCCCGGAAAUGCUGGAGCCACAAGAGGCAAAGGCCCGAAUUUACAAGGAUGUCAAUAAUGCCGUGGAAACUGAUAAUGCCAUGGAUGUAUUCGGCUUCCUGCCACCACCCAACGAUUUUACUAAGGAAGAGCACACGAUGUUCACCGAUGCUUUCAUGGCCUAUCCCAAAAAAUGGGGCAAGAUCGCCGAGGCCUUGCCUGGCCGAGAUUUCCAGCAGUGCAUUGUCCACUACUAUCUCACAAAAGAGGAAAUCAAGUACAAGGCGAAGCUCAACAAGCGGUGGAGCAAGCGAGGCAAGAACAAGACCAGGUCCGCUCGGCCUAAAUCCAAUGCUCUCAUUGCUGAUUUGGGUGUGGUCAAGCCUGACUUCGACGGGGAGGAGGAGGUUCCAGCUGUCACUGACACCGGACGUCCUCGGCGCGCUGCUGCUCCAACUUUCGGAGAUUCAAAUGAUGGUCAAAGUGCGAAGGAAACUGAGCCGAUUGAAAAGCCUGCCUCUCGACGUGGUGGCCGACUUGGCGGCGCUCGUGCCCCAAAGCGCAACAAGACGACCGAGAAGGAACAGCGAUCUCAGGGACCAGCACUUCCACCACCGCCGCCUCCGCCACCGCCGCCGCAAAGCAAUCCUCCCCUCGCUGCAAUUCCGAAAAUGGAAUUCGGUAUGGAUGGAACGAUGGACGCUGUUAUGCCUCCAGAUCGAGAAAUGAGCGACAGAGAGGCCCAGAUGCCCGCUUCACGACCCAGGGCUGGACGUGGGAGAGCAAAGGAGGGCGUGUAUGUCUUUGAAUCUACAGAAACUGAUCCAGCUAUGACACCUAAACAGCUGGAGACUGGAUAUGGAUCGUUACAACCGACAAGUUACUGGUCUGUUCCUGAGCAACGCGAUUUCCCUCGAUUGCUUGCGCACUUUGGUCGUGAUUUUGAAGGCAUUUCGAACUUCAUGAAGACUAAGACGACGGUGAUGGUAAAAAACUACUAUCAGCGCCGACUCGAUUCAGGACAGAAAGACUUCGAAGAGCUUUUGUUGAUGGCGGAGGAUAAGAAAUCUCGCGGCGAGCCGACUGGACCUCUUCCCGUGCCUAGCGUUGCUCCUAAGCGACGUUAUGAGGCAACCCCGUCCACCAUUGUUCCUCGCCCUCUUGCUCCUCAUGGGGAUUUGAUGACCGAGGCAGAUGAGAUGAGGUUUUCCUCCAAGGGCAAACCCCUUGCCAUGUCUCCUCAGCCGAUGCCACUCCACGGUCGCCCCCUGUCCGAGAGUGAGCGAGGUCCUAAUCGUUACCCGACAUUGGCACAAGCAUCUACUGCGGCUUCGGUGCCCACGGGUUCCACGAAUCUUGGUGACGAGACCCGUGCCAUGCGGGGACAUCCAAAUCGGAUGUCGGGCCCACGGUUAGGAUAUUUUACUGAGGAUCGUCGGGAUUCUUCAAUGCUACCUCACUCGAGCUCGCGCGGCCAAGACAUGCAAAUACCGUCACGGCAUACUCCUUCAUCAUCUACUCCCUCGGAAAUGGCACGGAUGGAUCCUCUGUCCGGGCAGGCCUACAUGGCUGCCCAGGCCCCGCCUUCUCUUCUCCCCCCUACCCAUUCACGCCAUACCAGCCUCACCCAAGCCCCUGGCUCGCCAACGCAAUUGCCUCGACCCGAGCUUGACAUUUCUUCUGUUCAUCGUGAUCCCUUCGGACAGCGACAGUACUACUCGCUUUCAGGUCAGCCCGGGGGUCUUCAGUCGCCGCGCCCUGUUCUGUCUCCUACUAAAGAUGUCCCACGGCUGAGCGGUACUCCGGCCCCUGACUCCAAGGUGCCCGCUAAACGUUCCAAUAUCAUGAGCAUUCUCAAUAACGAGCCAGAGGAACCUCAGCCUCGGAAGCGGUUCGCGAGUGAAGCUCCAUCUGCCCCAGCUUCUGUGGCAUCGGUUCCGCGCUCUGUUUACCAAGGCAUGGGCGCGACUCGGGUAGAUGAGACUGCCAUGUCCGGUGCGACGACGAACUCUGGCUACGGGCAGCCGGGCCAGUAUCAAACCUCAUCCCGUGGAUAUCAGGAAUACUCUAGCUAUGGACCUCCUCCUGGUAGCUCUGGAACAUCGGCAACCAGCGACUGGAUGGCGCGUUUCGAUCCUCGGGCACAGCAAGCAGGCUCACAAUCACAACCGCCACCCCCUUCGCAGCAGAAUAGUCGCUCAGCCGGAUCGCUGGCCUCCCAGAAUGCAUACUCACACUAUGCUACUGCUCCGUCCCAGUCGGCCGGUCAAUUGAGCGGCCUUGCCGUCCCAUCCCCUGCGCCAACGCCGCCACCAGGUUCUCAACGGCCUGCUUACCCAAGUGUGUUUUCUCAACCAUCCGCUGGCCAGGGACAUGCGUCAUCGAGUUCCCGGGACUUGACUUCCCAACCUCAAGCCUAUCGACCUGUAUCUCCAUCUUCAAGGGCAAGCAGCGUCGCUUUUGGCUCUCGACAGGACCCUCCUACCCCGGGUCAGCCUUCGGCAAACUUGUAUGGUAUUCCGCCCCGUCCGUCCGGCGCAUAUUCCCCUGCCACCCCGUCUACACCGGCCUCCGCACAACCACUCAGUCAAAGCUACCAGCAACACGUACAGACCUUUGUGAACGGAACACACCGCUCUACCCCUGUUAGCUUAACUGGCGGUUCUUCAGCGUAUGGACAUAGCACCCCUCCUCCGCAAAGUCAAAACGGUCGAUCCAUGCCAUCACUCUCGGGUCUUGCACGAUCGUACACUCCGCCAUCAGGAAUGCAUCCUUCGAUGAGCGGCAGUAGUAUGGGCUAUGCGCCACCUCAAGCGUCGGCUGCGGGAACGAUGCAGUCUCUUCACCAACGGCCUGCAGGACCAGGUUCGUUGGGUGAACCGACAUCUACACCAAACCAUCAUCGCGUUUACAGUCAAGGUUCAAUGCAAGGCGGUAUACCACCAUUGCAUCCGCCAUCGCAGCCACCUCGCUAA
This is a messenger RNA of Penicillium pulvis, 6237 nucleotides long. RefSeq names its product MYB DNA-binding domain protein. NCBI's taxonomy places the organism in Eukaryota, Fungi, Ascomycota, Eurotiomycetes, Eurotiales, Aspergillaceae. The coding region runs from base 1 to 6237 and encodes 2078 amino acids. The transcript has 2 exons. The record is from RefSeq and is a predicted model, not a curated record.